Aphis gossypii (cotton aphid) is the source of this 1273-nucleotide messenger RNA. Its product is annotated as persulfide dioxygenase ETHE1, mitochondrial. Gene Ontology annotation, molecular function: sulfur dioxygenase activity. NCBI's taxonomy places the organism in Eukaryota, Metazoa, Arthropoda, Insecta, Hemiptera, Aphididae. The transcript is spliced from 8 exons. Gene Ontology annotation, biological process: glutathione metabolic process; hydrogen sulfide metabolic process. The record is from RefSeq and is a predicted model, not a curated record. Bases 409 to 1233 code for a protein of 274 amino acids.
UUUAUUGUCAGACGUUUGUACUUUGUAAUGUUUGUAUUAUAAUGAUUACUUUAGUUUUAACUUCUUAGUUUAUUAAUUAUUAUUCAUUAAUUAAUUGAAAUUUGAAUUUCCAUGUGUGGUUGCCAGUUAAUUGAUGUAAUUUUAUAAUAUAGUUCGCUAUUUUGAACUACUGACAACUAUACUAACUGCAUAAACGAUGAAAAAAAUAACAUUUGCAAUCACAGCUUGAAGACAAUAAAGUUAACAUAAAUAUGUUUGAAUACCAAAGAAAUCAUUAAUUUGAAAACGCCUGAAAAACUUCUAUUUACCUGAAUCCUAGUUCAUUACUUAUGAAUUAUGAUAAUAUAAUUAUAUAAUAAUAUUCUAUUCAUUUAUGAGAUUAAGAAAUAAUAUUUCUCUAAUGGAAUUAUGAUAGCAGUUAAUUCUAUAAGCCAAUUUUUUAGACAACAGCCUAGCCGUGGAAAUUUGUUUCGUGGAUUUUCAAAAGCAGCCGUGAUGAAUAACUGUAGACUUGCUCAAGAUACAUUUGUAUUAAGACAGUUAUUUGAUAAAGAAUCUUGGACGUAUACUUAUCUAUUGGCUGAUUAUGUAGCAAAAGAAGCAAUAAUUAUUGAUCCAGUAAUUGAACAGGUGAACCGUGAUCAUUCAAUACUUAAGCGACUUGGCUUAAAUCUUUUAUACUGUGCCAAUACUCAUGUACAUGCUGAUCAUGUGACUGGAACGGGUGAAUUGAAGAAGUUAAUACCAACAUGUGAAAGUAUUAUUUCUCUAUGUAGUGGAGCUCAAGCAGAUAAAUAUGUGAAAUCAGGAGAUGAAAUACAGUUUGGAAGAUACUCUGUUGAAGUACGACAAACUCCAGGACAUACUAAUGGUUGUAUUACAUUUGUCUGUCACGAUGAAGCAAUAGCAUUCACUGGAGAUUGCUUAUUGAUUGGUGGUUGUGGACGUACUGAUUUUCAAGAAGGAGAUGCUGAAACUUUAUACACUUCUAUUCAUGAACAAAUAUUUUCGUUGCCUGAUUAUUAUAAAGUAUAUCCGGCACAUGAUUAUACGGGUCAAACCGUUUCAACUAUUGGAGAAGAAAAGACUUAUAAUCCACGUCUCUCAAAGUCUCUAGAUGAAUUUAUUGAAUUGAUGAACAACUUAAAGUUAGAUUAUCCUAAAAAAAUUGAUGUUGCUUUACCUAUCAAUUUGAAAUGUGGUAUUCAAGACGAUUUAGUGAACAAUGAUUGACAAUUUUAUUUUACCAUAAUAUAAAAUAUUGAAUUUUAAA